Messenger RNA from Bradysia coprophila, 1563 nucleotides. RefSeq names its product BTB/POZ domain-containing protein 3-like. The record is from RefSeq and is a predicted model, not a curated record. Gene Ontology annotation, molecular function: protein binding. NCBI's taxonomy places the organism in Eukaryota, Metazoa, Arthropoda, Insecta, Diptera, Sciaridae.
GAAUCGGCCAUACCUGGCAAUUCAUUAUAUAUCACAUUCAAAGUGAGAAGAUGUCCUAACCGCUAAAGUUGUGAAAAAGAAAAAGUUAAGGCCGAAGGUAAGGUUUCAGUCAAGAUCUUACCAAAAUGGCUGAAUAUCAAAACGAAGCAAAGCGAAUGAAAAUGGAUAAUGGCGUCGAAGUGUUGCAUAACGGCAAAGAUUCGUCCUCAACCAACACAAACUUAUGCGCUUCGAUAAUUCAUAAAUUGUAUCUGGAUGAAAAGACUGCUGACAUUCACUUCUCAUUCGGAGCGAAUGGCAUCGAACGCGUUCCAGCUCACAAACUGAUUCUGUCAACAGGCAGCAAUGUUUUCGAAACCAUGUUUCAUGGUUCGCUUCCAGAAGGCGAUGUAGUUAACAUAGUGAGUGGCGAUUCAUCAGCGUUUAAAGAAUUUUUGCAGUUUUUCUACUUGGACGACAUAACAAUGACAUCGGACAACAUCGCUCAAGUGAUUAACUUUGUCCAGCAAUAUGGAAUCGAAAGAUGUAUGGUCCAGUGCAUUGAUUUUCUAAAAAACACGAUGACCAACAACGACGUCUGUAAGGCUUACCACUUGGCUCUUCAAUUUAAUUUGGACGAUUUGAAGCGAUUUUGUGAAAGAAAAAUUUCUGGUAACGCUGAGGAUGUCUUAAAAACGGAUGACUUUCUCAACUGUGAUCGGACUGUACUGCAACAUAUCUUGAAAAUGGAUUCUUUGUUGUGCGAAGAAACAAACAUUUUCGAUGCUUGCAUAGCGUGGGCUAAAAAGUCUUGCGAAAAGAAAGGGCAGGAUGCUGGCAUUGUAAAAAAUUUACGAAAGCAAUUGAGUGGAGAGAUGCGUUUCAUUCAUUUUCGUCGAAUGAAAUUCGAAGAUUUUGUGUCGCGCAAUGCAGAGUACUUUGACCUAUUCUCGAUCACGGAUGUACGGGAUAUUUUGCAGAUCAUUGCAAACAAAGAAUUCAAAUCCGAUUUGUUCACAACAAAGCCUCUUAGCUACGAAAUAUUCACUUGGGAUGAAAAACGCGUUUUUGAGUGUUCACUUUCCGAUAAAUUGAGACCCGGAUUUGAUCCAUUCCGACAGACGAAAGAUUCAUUCACAUUUUCGUGCAAUAAGCCACUUCUGUUGAAAAGAAUUAAAUUGGCGAAAGUUAAAUUUACCAGACAAGCCAUAUUUGGCCGUGACAGCCGUGACCCUGACACCAUUAAAAUUGAUUUGUUUCAAAUUUACCAUGGAAAAUUCACUGAAGAGUCACUUUUUAAGGCCAAUUUUUGUAUGAGUUCUGAAGAAGAUAUUUUUGUUGAAUUUGACAAACCCAUUAUCAUCCAUCCAAAGCGCUCGUAUAAAAUUGUAAUGAGCUCUGCUCAUAACGGACAAUUCAAUAUAGCAACAGCUAAUGGAACAGUAGAGCUUGGUGCUCUUCAAAUAAUGUUCAACGGUUGCGGAUUAGUCAGCGCAAUGUUCUUUAACCGAAUCUAAUUUUCGAUGGAAAUUUGUUAAUUUUUUUUUCGCUUAAUAAAACUUCGCGAAGGAGUUCAAGAUCCGU